AUGGCCGAGCUCUCGACUACCCUGCCUAAUAGUCCACCAACAUCGACACUCAUAUCUCUCCCAAAUGAGCUUCUACGCCAAAUCUUAGCACACGCCCUACCCAAACGAAUCCACGUUGCGGCCACUGGUCGCUUCGAAGCCAGCCAUCCUGGGCGACCUUACGCACGUCAACGCCUGUUCUGGAACGACGAGAAUGUCUUGGGCCUGACGCUCGUUUCGAAGCAAGUGGCGGAGAUUGUAGGACCCUUGAUAUACGAGAGGAUGGAGAUCACGCCGAUUGAUGUGUAUUGGGUGUUUGACCCAUUACGAGAGCUCGUGAAGGGGCAGCUGUGGGAAUGCGAUCGUAGUGGGGCUGAAAGGAUGCACGGAGAUGGGAAGUGCGGUGGGGACGUCAGGUCGGUGAAGCAGGUACGGGAGUAUCUGAGAGCCUUGAGGUCGCUUGGAAGUGUGGGAAGGAGGGGAGGAGGGGGUCAAACUGAAGUCCGGUACUAG
Molecule: messenger RNA, 492 nt
Organism: Cyphellophora attinorum
Lineage: Eukaryota; Fungi; Ascomycota; Eurotiomycetes; Chaetothyriales; Cyphellophoraceae
Exons: 2
Coding region: 1-492 (163 amino acids)
Source: RefSeq, a predicted model, not a curated record